AUGGAAAAUAUAUACGUUGAUCUUAAUGUUAUUGAUGAAAAGACGACUGAAAAAGCGAAAUCGGAGCAAUUAAAAGAACAAAAAGAUGUCCAAGAGACAACUAAAUUAAGUGAAUCUGCUGCCGCUAAUAAAAUUGGGGAUAAAUGUAAACUCGAAAGGAUUUACAUUAUUGAAUCUGCAAAACGCAAAGAAAAAAUUGCUGAAAUCACUCCAGGCUGGUGCGAAUAA
Molecule: messenger RNA, 228 nt
Organism: Racocetra fulgida
Lineage: Eukaryota; Fungi; Glomeromycota; Glomeromycetes; Diversisporales; Gigasporaceae
Source: the annotation of a GenBank genome assembly